AUGCUGUUUGGCACGCGUGGAAAGAUGCGCGUUUUUUUCGCGGUCUUCGUGGUGCUAUGCUGCAUCGUUGUAGUGCAUUCGGAGAAGAUUGAGCGGCGCGAUGCGCCACUAAACUUUUCGCUCGGCCCCAAGGUCGGCGAGUCGAGCGCGGACGCGUCGAGCGCCGCGCCUGCGUCGACGAGCGACGCGGCGAGUGCCGCGCCGUCGAGUGCCGCGCCAUCGCGCGCGUCGUCGAGCGCUGCGCCCUCCUCCUCGGCGUCGUCCGCGCCGAGUGCCAAGUCGGGCGACGGCGCGGCCGUGUCGAACAAUGCCUCGGCGCCCGCCGCGUCUGCGCCGUCGUCUGCGGGUGCGCAGCCGUCGUCGUCGGUGGACUACCCCUCGAUUACGGUGCCUGAGGGCCCCGUUACCUCGGCCGCCUUUAAUGUGAUGAGCGCCCCUGCGUCGCUCGCGCCGUCCAACGCAACCAUCUCGGCCAACUACUCGCAGGCGCCGGCGCAGGCGACCGCCGCGUGGACCGGCCCCCUGCCUGCGCUGAUGAGCCAGAUGUACCGCGGCUCGAACGAGUCGCUGUCCAACCUGCCCAAGUUCUACUGGACGCUCGCCAACGCCUCGUUUAGCCAUACGCAGCUGCAGCAGAUCUGCGACCAGCAGACGCACUUUUGCGCGACAUCUGGGUGUAGCGACGGCGACGACACCAUCUCCAAGAACUUUUGCGACGUGAACAAGGGCAUGGCGACGAUGUGCACCUGCAAGACGUCCUACUCGCGCCUGCCGCAGUACCAGUGGCCGGUGCAGAUGCAAGACUGCCUCUUCCGCCUGCAGGCCUGCACCGACGCCUGCAACAACCAGCGCGCGACGCCCUUUACCCAGCGCGGGCAGUGCUCGCAGGCGUGCGCAGACCAGAUCGGCAGCUCCUGCGGCAAAGUCGAGCAGUACGGCGCGACGUACGCGGUGCAAAAGCCGGGCCAGACUCCUUCGUACCACAUUGUGAGCCAGGCCGAGGCGCAGAGCGCCGGCGCACGCACCCACGCGAACCUCGCGCUGGUCGCCGUGGUCAGCGCGCUGGCCGCCCUGUGGGUCUCAUAG
Malassezia japonica is the source of this 1086-nucleotide messenger RNA. RefSeq lists its product as uncharacterized. Bases 1 to 1086 code for a protein of 361 amino acids. The transcript has a single exon. The record is from RefSeq and is a predicted model, not a curated record. Lineage: Eukaryota; Fungi; Basidiomycota; Malasseziomycetes; Malasseziales; Malasseziaceae.